AUGCUCCCUGAGAGGUUUGGCAGUCGAAACAGAAGGCCUUUUAUCACAGGACAAGAAAUCAGCCCUCGACAACUUAACCGGCAAAAAGAUUCUUUUGAAAAACCCCUAAGCCCCGGCGUCACAAUUUCAGAAAAAUCUGACCUUCUCCAAUUCACUCAAAAUGGUGCCGAACGGUUGCAAAUGCUUCCUGAGAGGUUUCGUAGUCGAAACAGAAUGCUUUUAUCACAGGACAAGAAAUCAGCCCUCGACAACUUAACCGGCAGAAAAAGAUUCUUUGGAAAAAAACCCUAA
Podarcis lilfordi (Lilford's wall lizard) is the source of this 291-nucleotide messenger RNA. Lineage: Eukaryota; Metazoa; Chordata; Lepidosauria; Squamata; Lacertidae. The record is from the annotation of a GenBank genome assembly.